AUGUCAGAGUUGGUUCUUGUUACUGGAGCAUCAGGAUAUUUGGCAUCACAUUGUGUCUUACAAUUACUUAAUUCUGGUUACAGAGUCCGUGGUACUGUUCGUUCAUUAAAAAAUAAAGAAAAAAUACAACAUCUUUUAAAUCUUCCAAAUAGUAAAAAUAAUUUAACUUUAGUUGAGGCUGAUUUAACAAAAGGACUUGAAUCAUGGAUAAAUGUUGUUAAAGAUUGUGAUUAUGUUCUUCAUGUAGCAUCACCAUUUCCAGUAGUUAGUGAUGAAAGUGUUAUUAAAAUAGCUGUUGAUGGAACGAUGGUUGUACUUAGAGCAGCAAAUAAAUGUUUAAGUGUUAAAAAAGUUGUUUUAACAAGUAGUUGUGCUGCCAUCAAUGAAGGUUAUGAAGAUGAAAAUAGAAUUUUUACUGAAAAAGAUUGGUCAAAUGUUGAUUCACCAAAAAUGAAAUAUUAUGCUAAGUCAAAAACUUUAGCUGAAAAAGCUGCAUGGGAUUAUGUUAAUAAUAUUACUUCUGGAAAUAAAUUUCCAUUAACUUGUCUUAAUCCAACAUUAAUUGUUGGACCAUUAUUGUCAUCUGAUCAGGGAACUUCUGUUACAGUAAUAAAAAAAUUUUUAUCUGGUGAGAUGCCGGCACUUCCUGCUUUUCAGAUGGGGUUUGUUGAUGUAAGAGAUGUGGCAGAGGCUCAUAUUAUUGCAAUGACUAAUAAUGAAGUUAAUGGUGAAAGAAUUUUAUUAACAGACACUCCAAGUUUAUGGUUUAAAGAUGUUGCCGAUUGUUUAAGACCAGAAUUUUCUAAAUCAGGAUAUAGAAUUCCUCGUUUUCAAGUUCCUUAUCUUGUUUUAUGGAUAUAUUCUUUUAUAGAUUCAGAGACAGGAGAAAUAUUAGAUAGAAUAAAUAGAGAGGUUAAUUUUGAUAAUUCAAAAGGAAAAAAAUUAUUGGGAAGAAAUUUUAGUAAUGCUAAGAUUGCAAUUAUUGAAAUGGCGCAUACAUUAAUAGAAAAUGGUAUUUUACCUAAAAAAAGAGGAUACAAAGGAAGAUCUUUGAAUAACAAUUGA
Strongyloides ratti is the source of this 1065-nucleotide messenger RNA. Its product is annotated as NAD-dependent epimerase/dehydratase domain and NAD(P)-binding domain-containing protein. The coding region runs from base 1 to 1065 and encodes 354 amino acids. Lineage: Eukaryota; Metazoa; Nematoda; Chromadorea; Rhabditida; Strongyloididae. The transcript is spliced from 3 exons. The record is from RefSeq and is a predicted model, not a curated record. Gene Ontology annotation, molecular function: oxidoreductase activity, acting on the CH-OH group of donors, NAD or NADP as acceptor.